Molecule: messenger RNA, 1655 nt
Organism: Eruca vesicaria subsp. sativa (arugula)
Lineage: Eukaryota; Viridiplantae; Streptophyta; Magnoliopsida; Brassicales; Brassicaceae
Source: the annotation of a GenBank genome assembly
AUGAGAGGAAGAGGUGAGGGAGAUGAAUCAGAGUCACUGUUGAAAAGCCCUAGCACUGUGGAGGAAGAUGGUGGAGGGUUGAAGAAGAGAGUUUGGGUUGAGACAAAGAAGCUAUGGCAAAUCGUUGGUCCUGCCAUGUUCAGUAGAUUAACUUCAUAUUCGAUGCUUGUAAUAACUCAAGCUUUUGCUGGUCAUCUUGGAGAUCUUGAACUAGCCGCAAUAUCCAUCGUUAACAACGUUAUCAUCGGCUUUAACCUCGGCCUUUUGCUUGGAAUGGCGAGUGCGUUGGAAACGUUGUGUGGGCAGGCGUUUGGAGCAAAGAAAUAUCAUAUGUUGGGAGUUUAUAUGCAGCGUUCUUGGAUUGUUCUCUUCUUUUGUUGUCUUUUGUUAUUACCGACUUAUCUUUUCACAACUCCGGUUCUCAAAUUUCUUGGUCAACCAGACGAUAUCGCUGAGGUUUCUGGUGUUGUCUCCCUUUGGGCCAUCCCUCUCCAUUUCUCUUUCGCUUUGUCUUUCCCUCUUCAACGUUUCCUCCAGUGCCAACUCAAAAACCACGUGCCUGCGUACUCGGCUGCGGUUUCAUUAGUGGUUCACAUUUUAGUGUGUUUGUUGUUUGUUAAUGGGCUUAAACUCGGAGUCGUGGGAACUAUGGCUACGGUUAGCAUAUCUUGGUGGGUUAAUGUUCUUAUUACAUUAUCUUACUCGGUUUGUGGCGGCUGUCCACUCACUUGGACUGGCUUAUCCUCCGAAGCCUUCACCGGGCUUUGGGAGUUCCUCAAACUGUCCGCUUCUUCCGGCGUCAUGCUUUGUUUGGAAAAUUGGUAUUAUCGGAUUUUGAUCAUAGUGACUGGAAAUCUUCAAAAUGCUCAAAUAGCCGUUGACUCUUUGUCUAUAUGCAUGGCAAUAAAUGGAUGGGAGAUGAUGAUUCCUCUCGCUUUCUUUGCCGGAACCGGGGUACGUGUGGCAAACGAGUUGGGAGCAGGUAACGGGAGAGGAGCAAGAUUUGCGACGGUUCUAUCAGUAACACAAUCGUUAAUAAUUGGAUUAUUUUUCGGGGCGAUAAUAAUGGUUUUCCACAACCAACUCGCUUGGAUAUUUUCUUCAAGUGAACCCGUCUUAGCUGCCGUUAAUAAACUCUCCAUCCUGUUAGCUUUCACUAUACUUCUUAACAGCAUUCAACCAGUUCUUUCUGGUGUUGCGGUUGGAUCAGGCUGGCAAUCCUACGUAGCAUAUAUAAACUUGGGGUGCUAUUAUUGCAUCGGUCUUCCAUUUGGAUUUCUAAUGGGAUGGGUUUUUAAAUUUGGUGUUAUGGGUAUUUGGGCUGGCAUGAUCUCUGGAGGCACUGCAGUUCAGACACUGAUCUUAUGUUUUAUCACAUUGAGAUGUGAUUGGGAAAAGGAGGCGCAAAAGGCAAAUGCUCGUGUUAACAAAUGGUCCAACACUAUAAAAUGAGGAUUAGACGGGGUACAUGUAACUCAUUAUAUACUCGUAUAAAAAUGUCGAACUUCGACAAAAAAAAUUCUUGUCUGAUUUACUGAAUAAUUUGAUCUGUGUGUUUAAGACGGUAUAUCUUGUUAUCAAAAUGUGAUACUUACUGUAUACUGGUUCAAAUAUAACAGAUGCUUAUUUUCAUUAAAUGCAGUAAUACAAAAAUG